Triticum dicoccoides is the source of this 1480-nucleotide messenger RNA. RefSeq names its product zinc finger CCCH domain-containing protein 3-like. The transcript has 5 exons. The record is from RefSeq and is a predicted model, not a curated record. Gene Ontology annotation, molecular function: zinc ion binding; nucleic acid binding. Gene Ontology annotation, cellular component: U12-type spliceosomal complex. NCBI's taxonomy places the organism in Eukaryota, Viridiplantae, Streptophyta, Magnoliopsida, Poales, Poaceae. The coding region runs from base 121 to 618 and encodes 165 amino acids.
GGCCUUACUGGUCGCAAAACCUUUCAGAAAACUGUUGCGAAAUUCCUGAUUGCGAACUUGCCUGCCUGAAGGCGCGCCCGGAGGAGAGCAGAGCAGGAGACAGAGGAGGAGACCAAGGAGAUGCCGCUGGGCAAGUACUACUGCGACUACUGCGACAAGGAGUUCCAGGACACCGCCGCCGCCCGCAGGCGCCACCUCCAGGGCGCCCAGCACCACCGCGCCCGCGCCCUCUGGUACGACUCCGUCCGCCGCCAAGAGUCCCACGGCGGCGCAUCUCCCCUCCUCCAGCCCGACGGCGCUAUCCUCGGCCAGGGCGUCUGCAACCACUUCGUCCGCACGGGAACAUGCAAGUUUGGGGAUGCGUGCAGGUACUUCCAUCCGAAGCCACAUGCUGUGAACCCAGCAUUUGCUCCGUCUGGGCCUGUUCCAGGAGCAAUGGGGCAACAGUCUAAUUUUCUUGGAACUCAACCAAAUUUUGUUGGAUAUCAGGCGAUGGAAGGAAAUUCUUUCUCAGGGAACAUACUAAGGGGCCACACUUCUUGGGGCAACUUACCUCCAUCGCUGCAACCUCCCCCCGAAGGUGGCUAUCCUCCGCUUCCUUUUGUCGACUGGGGUUGAACUGUCACCUGUCUGAAAUGUUGAUCAUUUGGGAUGCUGUAUAUUUGACCGGCCAUUGAAAUGUGUGAAAGAAAUUUCACCAAUAACAAGUGCUUGCUUCCUGUAUUAAGAUAGAGUUUUAUUGGCAGUGAGAUAGUUCUGUUAUGUUGAACAUUUUGUACUAGGCAUGCAAGAAAUCAACCAACAUUUGUUCAGACACAAAAUACUUUAUCCUAGGCAGUGUAGGCAAGAACUACAUUGGAAGGCAGAGCCAGCCAUCUUCAUUCAAGAUUGACAGGCACUCCAUUUAUGAAUAUGAAGUGAUCGAUGAGAUCAGAUCGUCUGCAUCCAAGCUGAUUGGCGAUUGAUCCGGGGCCACUGCAAGCAGGCGACCAGCCACCGUUCUUCUUCCACAUCGUCGUCGUCGAGCCUACAUCCCUUGUUCUCCAACAGAGGGUUUGGGGAGAACAUCUUGGGCUGCUUCACCUCCUCUGGCACCUCCCUUGUGCCGAGAAGCCCCUCGUCGGCACCACGGACGAUGGCUUUCAGCAGCAGCAGGAGGGAAGCCAUCUAUAGAUUUUUGAGGACUGCUGCUGGCUGGUUACUUUGGAAUGAUGGUAGCAACAACGCUGAAGCCUCAGGUACAUAUAGCGAGCCAUGCACUCAGGUGCUCGUUUUUCUUACUGGUUUCAGGUGAAUUUGCAUUUCUUGCAAGACAUCUGUUUCGUGAGGGAGGAAUUCUUUUCCUCUUCUGUUCGAUCACAGAAAGCUUAUGAUAUGUGUUAUGGUUGCUGUGAUGUUUUGUUAGGCUGUAGGUGAGGCGUGGUUGGUACUGAUAUUUUGGAAAACACACUGCUAAUUCUCUUCACCCUGUCAAAUGUUU